This is a messenger RNA of Linderina pennispora, 2075 nucleotides long. RefSeq lists its product as uncharacterized. Lineage: Eukaryota; Fungi; Kickxellomycota; Kickxellomycetes; Kickxellales; Kickxellaceae. The transcript has a single exon. The record is from RefSeq and is a predicted model, not a curated record. The coding region runs from base 313 to 1980 and encodes 555 amino acids.
CUCUCUCGCUCUCGCUCUCACCCUCUCAAGAGUGGCCAAGUCCCGAACCACACAGCCCAGCCCGGAACUGGCAAAAGCAGUAUGCUGAAGCUGCUGCCCAAGAGGCUGCCACAGGAACAAAUGCACAUGUUCCUAAUGCCACCAGCAGGUGGGUUUAUAAGCCCGUUGAGCCUGGCAAACUAUCUGGACUUUUCCAAACAGCAUUUGCCUUCGACUCUAUUUACUCUACUUUCACCGCAUUGAAUAACAGUGCAAGCUUACCAUUUUACUUGAGUUUUCAUUCCUAACCUCGUAUUUUAUCAUUCUCGUACCAUGGAGGCUAUUGCCCAGCAUCCUCCUUUGCUCAUCUUCGAGCAUAUCAUCCAUUAUCUUUUGCCUGAGUUUCUCAAUGACUCAUAUGAUAAGGAAGCCAUAUAUGAUGUCAGCAAACCCCUAACACGCGUUUGCCGUUCAUGGCGCCAGUUUUUCCUUAGUUAUGCAUUCCGUUACGUACAUGUGGGCACUCAAUUCAAACCGUCCCUCAAGUUAGCUUAUGCGCUUGGCACCUGUGACCUAACAAAGGAGGUCAUAGUAAUGUUCAAAACUGCGACUAUAUUUAAUGGCUCGGCUUUAAUCCAGCUUAGGCAAUGCACGCCGGCUGAAACUUUAUUUCCACAUAUUGAAGUCCUCUCCUUUACCUUUACUGGAAAGCUUGGUAAACUGAAGCAGGAUGAUAAGCUACAGCCAAUCCACAUAUUCACUGAUGAGCUCAUGCACAUAUUCCCUGAUAUUUCUUCCGUUAAGGUGACACGCGACGGGGAAGCUUCGCAGUAUUGGUCUCCUUUUCAUUCACACAAACUAUUGGAGCGCCUACUAACCGGAAGAUCUGCCAUUGACUGCACCGGAUAUAUUUUGAAUGCAGUCUUACCAUUCUCUCAAAGCUCGACCCCGCUACAAAGUUUGGUCACUAGUGGGAGCAUUAAAACAAAGCAAGUGUUCACCUUUAUCCGCAGAAAUUGGCAGUCGCUACAAUGGCUGGAUCUUGACCUCAGUGCGCCUAACCUCGUUGAGCACAUCGUAUCCAACAGCGAUGGCACAACUGUCACGUAUCCUGAACUUCAUAAGCUUCGCCUAAAGACUUGUGAACAAGACGCUACCACUGCAUCGCGUCCGUCAUUCGAUGGGAUGCCAUUUCCUGCACUGAAAUCCUUGGUUGUCCACGGCAUCUAUCCGUUUUCCGACGACACUUUGCUACGCGGAUCCGGAGAUUCAAUGGAAUUCCUGGACAUGUGUAUGUCGGAGAGUGACAUCGACAUGUUUAUCGAAGCCGGCAUUCUGGACGAGGGUCGGUUCAAGGCGCUGCAGUGCGCGAGACUCGGGGAGUUGUUUGAAUGGCCCAGCCAGGUAUAUGGCAAUCGUGUUUCGCGUAUACUCGGGGCAUUCCACAGGACGCCAGUGAUUGACCUUAGCGAUGGGUUCAAUUUCAACUAUUCUGUUCUUCAGUCGCGUGUUGACAGUUUUGCGCCAACUCUCCGCGUCCUGGACAUUCCUGGGGUGAGGUGCACGUAUGAGCAGAUCCUUGAACUGAUCGGAUCUCUGCCACUCAUUCACAAGCUUGAUGUGACUUGUGCCAAAAGCGUCGACCUGGGAGAUGCCAAUUAUGAUACAGAACUGAUGGAGCUCGCCGAUAAGGAGCGCCUGGUGUCAUGGGAUGCCAAAUCCCACUUUGGCUGUGUUUACCUGGAUAUGAACACUCGUCCCAUUGCCGGUGCCUCGGGUCCCCCUCUAUCUCUGACUCUGAAGGAAUUUCACCUACGCGUAGACCGGGGUGCAGGCUGGCUUCAGGCUGUAAGGCUGGCGGUCAUUCUGGCGUUGCGGUGCCCGAGCAUCCUCUCUUUCCCCAAGUUUUUUGCCAAUGGUGUGACCUUGUUCCGCUCCCAUCUUGUGGAAAUGGGUCCCUUCGUUCAGCUUGCGGACUACUUGAGCCGUGACCGCACCUAGGCUUUUGGAGCCGCUUUUUCAUUUCAUUCUCAGUUUAUUUCUGAUGCCCUCCACAAUAUAUCGACAGCCAAGCAUUUAUUAUGCGGAUAUGAGGU